AUGAGUUCCAAAACAAUCCGAGGGCCGCCUCCAGACACGGCGCCUCCCAAAAAGGCACUUACUCUAGGGUCCAACCCCCAAGGCCCUCCUUCUCAAGCGGCCAACCCAAAGAGCCCUUCUCAGGAGCCAACGUACGGGGACGCAUCAGCGUCUGAGGCUAGGCGCGCACCGUCUGGCUGCAAGGAAAGCCUCCAUAGUGUGGGCCAAACCACUGUGACUACUCGGACACCUGAGGCAACAAAGUGGUUGCCACCUAAGGAGGCGAAGGUUUCUUCGCAGCCGGACGGACCAGAGCGAAGGACAGGCUUACGGCCCGCAGGCCUACCGUCCGCUAUGGGGGGAACGACUAACUCCGUAGAGGAGGUGGAGCGCAUUGGCAUCUCCUGA
Molecule: messenger RNA, 387 nt
Organism: Danaus chrysippus (African queen)
Lineage: Eukaryota; Metazoa; Arthropoda; Insecta; Lepidoptera; Nymphalidae
Source: the annotation of a GenBank genome assembly